UUAUCCAACUGUAAAGCAAACCCACAUUGGAUGCUCAAAGACAAAGAAGAAAAUUGAAACAACGAAAAUGAGAAUCCCCAAAUAUCGGUAUCUUCUUCAACCUUUUGUUCAUCACUUUUGAAGCCAAACUACAAACCCUGCAGAAGCAGAACCCACCUCACCAACACCAACCAUGCCUGCAAGACCAUUCCCUCCUUCAAGUCCUGACCUUCCAAGUUUUAGGCCACCCAAUUUCUUGACAAAAACCAGGGUCUUGUUCUUGGCCCUCACAAUCUCAGCUUCUUUGGUGAUACUUUCAUCAAUCAUCUAUUUUCUUUACCACCUUUGGCAAUCACUUGUGAACAGGGCUAAGACCAUUCCAUUUGAUUCCAGUGCACCUCUCAAGCUUGAAAGAUUUUCGUGCAAAGAGCUCAAGAAUGCCACCAAUGACUUUGAUGGUGCCAAUGUUAUUGGCAAAGGUGGCUCUGGCACUGUCUUUAGAGGCAUACUCAAGUGUGGUAAGUUGAUUGCCAUUAAGAGGUUGGAUGCUUUGAAUUUGCAGUCAGAGAGAGAGUUCCAGAAUGAGUUGCAGAUUCUUGGUGGGUUGAGAUCACCAUUCUUGGUGACCCUUUUGGGUUAUUGUGUGGAAAAAAAUUGUAGGAUUCUGGUUUAUGAGUAUAUGCCCAAUAGGAGUCUCCAAGAAUCACUUUUUGGGGAUGGCCUUUUGACUUUGGGUUGGGAGAGGAGGUUUGAGAUCAUUUCAGAUGUAGCCAGAGCACUUGAGUUCUUGCAUUUGGGAUGUGAUCCUCCAGUUAUUCAUGGUGAUAUUAAGCCUAGCAACAUUUUGCUUGAUUUCGAUUACCGGGCAAAGAUUUCGGAUUUCGGUUUGUCAAGGAUCAAGGUGGAGGGUGAAUUUGGGGUUGAUAUGUUUAGCCAGGAUUUGGGUAAGAGUCAGGAGCUGUGGAAGAGCCAGGAGCUGUCUGGGAACUUGGCUGCGGACACUCCGGCGAUUGGGACCCCUGUGGAGAGUGCUAGUGAGGUAGAUUUUGCUCUUGCUUUGCAAGCUUCUUCCUCAUCGAAAAAUAGUAGAAAAUGUUGUGAUGUUAAAGCUUUGAACUUGAAUUCUAUGAACUAUAAUGCCAACAUUGCUUUUGAGAGUGAUAUGAAGAGUUGUCAUGGUAAGGGGAAAGAGGUUUCAACUGUAGAUUUAGGUGGGGAUGAUUGGAAUAAUAGGUUUGUGCCUUUUGAUGAUGAGCUUAGUAGCAUUGACCAUAGUAAGGAGUUGAAUUUUGUUGCUGGUUCUGGUGUUGAUGAUGCAGAGGAUACAAAACAGUGGGGGAAGGAUUGGUGGUGGAAGCAGGAUGGAAGUGGUGAAUUGUGUAGUAAAGAUUAUGUUACAGAAUGGAUAGGGAGUCAGAUUUGCCCAUCUACGAAUCCCGACUGGGAUGACGAAAAGAAGAGCAUUCAUGAGAAACGUGGGUUAGAUGUAUCAACUCCAGUUGAUAAAUUAGAAAAUGCAAAUGAACCCCAGUUGCAAGAAUUUGGGUUUGGAAAUCCCAAUAAGGGGUUUGAGAAGAAAGAAUCGAAGAGCAGGAAAAAUCACAAAAGGAAACCCAGGAAGAUGCAAGAGUGGUGGAAAGAAGAGCACCUUGCUGAGAUUAGCAAGAAGGGUAAUAAGCUGAAAAAUCUCGAAACAAAGUGGAAGAAAGGCUUCAAAAUGCCGCGUUUUGGCAGAUGGAUGUACCUUCAUAGACGAAAGAACUUUAGGGAGCAGAGUCAGGAUAAAUGUGAUCAAAAUGGGGAGUUCAGUUUCAGAAGGGGAUGGAAGAAAAAGACUGCACAUUCUGUUGGAAGUGACGUCUAUAGUGGCGAUCUAUUUAGCCGUGAGCUCAGCAGCACAACAAGCAUGAGAGGGACUUUGUGCUAUGUUGCGCCAGAAUAUGGUGGGUGUGGAUACUUAAUGGAGAAGGCUGACAUUUACAGUCUAGGUGUUCUAAUCCUUGUGGUUGUGUCUGGUAGAAGACCAUUACAUGUUCUUGCAUCACCCAUGAAGCUAGAAAAGGCAAAUUUAAUAAGCUGGUGUCGGCAGUUAGCUCACGCUGGAAACAUCCUUGAACUUGUAGAUGAGAGAUUGAAGGAUGAGUACAAUAAAGACCAGGCAAGUUUGUGUAUAAAUUUGGCUCUCUCUUGCUUACAAAAGAUGCCAGAGUUACGACCGGAAAUUGGGGAGAUUGUUAAGAUCUUGAAAGGGGAGAUGGAUCUCCCACCACUCCCGUUCGAGUUCUCUCCCUCCCCGCCUUCAAAGUUAUACAGCAGGUCAAGGAGAAAACAGACUGCCACUACAGAGUAGGGACUAUAACAUAUUCUUCAUUUCAAGUUUCUUUUAUCAUUCCCCACUGGGGUUAUGGUGAGUGUAAUAUAGAAGCAAUGAUUCGAAAUCGUUAUUUGAAAACAAAUUUAUGGCCUGCAUGUUGUGUGUACCAUGAGGUUGUUGUGUGUAUAUUAGCAAUUAGGUAGAUGAUUCUGCUCUAUUUUUCAUUGCUGGGUUAAUGUUCAAGUCCUAUUGACACUCCCUUUGUUGUUUUUUCAAUCAUAAUCAGACCAAAGUUUCCUUAAA
Molecule: messenger RNA, 2596 nt
Organism: Prunus dulcis (almond)
Lineage: Eukaryota; Viridiplantae; Streptophyta; Magnoliopsida; Rosales; Rosaceae
Product: putative receptor-like protein kinase At1g80870
Exons: 1
Coding region: 173-2329 (718 amino acids)
Biological process (GO): protein phosphorylation
Molecular function (GO): protein kinase activity; ATP binding
Source: RefSeq, a predicted model, not a curated record